UCUUUGGCCGCGCUUGUGGGCGCGCGGCAAACAGCCGGGAAACCGAGGACCCGAGGUCCAUCUGCAGGAAAGCAUGCCUCAGACUCCUCCCUUUUCAGCAAUGUUUGACAGCAGUGGUUACAACCGAAACCUCUAUCAGUCUGCAGAUGACAGCUGCGGAGGGUUGUAUUACCACGACAACAACCUCCUCUCUGGGUCUCUGGAAGCACUCAUCCAGCACUUAGUACCUAAUGUGGAUUACUAUCCGGAUAGAACAUACAUAUUUACCUUCCUACUCAGUUCUCGGUUAUUUAUGCAUCCAUACGAGUUAAUGGCCAAGGUUUGCCACUUAUGUGUUGAACACCAGAGACUAAGUGAUCCUAAUAGCGAUAAGAACCAGAUAAGAAAAAUUGCACCCAAAAUCCUUCAACUCCUGACAGAAUGGACGGAAACGUUUCCUUAUGAUUUUCGGGAUGAAAGAAUGAUGAGAAACUUAAAAGAUCUGGCUCACCGAAUAGCCAGUGGCGAGGAGCAAACAUACAGGAAGAAUGUCCAGCAGAUGAUCCAGUGUCUGAUCCGCAAACUUGCCACACUCAGCCAGUACGAGGAAGUCCUGGCAAAAAUCAGCUCCACAUCUACAGAUCGGCUCACGGUUCUCAAGACCAAACCACAGUCCAUACAGAGGGACAUCAUUACUGUCUGCAGUGACCCUUACACCUUGGCCCAGCAGCUGACUCACAUAGAGCUGGUAAGGUCGUUGUCUACCCUGCCCUUUGCGACCGCAGAUCUGGUUUGCUGUGGCAACCACACAAGUUGUUUGUCAGCGAGUUGCUACAGUGAACAGAAGAAGACACGAAACUUAGAAGCUUACGUGGAAUGGUUUAAUCGCCUCAGCUACUUGGUUGCCACAGAAAUCUGCAUGCCUGUAAAGAAAAAGCACCGAGCAAGAAUGAUCGAGUAUUUCAUUGACGUAGCUCGGGAGUGUUUUAACAUUGGCAACUUCAACUCCUUGAUGGCGAUAAUCUCUGGCAUGAACAUGAGCCCAGUCUCUCGACUGAAAAAAACAUGGGCCAAAGUGAAGACUGCGAAGUUUGAUGUUCUCGAGCAUCAGAUGGACCCUUCAAGCAAUUUCUACAAUUACCGAACAGCUCUUCGUGGGGCAGCACAAAGGUCUUUAACUGCUCACAGCAGCAGAGAGAAGAUUGUGAUACCCUUCUUCAGUCUUUUAAUCAAAGAUAUUUAUUUCCUCAAUGAGGGCUGUGCCAACCGCCUUCCAAACGGCCAUGUCAAUUUUGAGAAAUUUUGGGAACUGGCCAAACAAGUGAGUGAAUUCAUGAUAUGGAAACAAGUGGAGUGUCCAUUUGAGAGGGACCGGAAGAUCUUGCAGUAUCUGCUCACAGUACCAGUCUUCAGUGAAGAUGCACUCUACUUGGCUUCCUAUGAGAGUGAAGGACCUGAAAAUCACAUAGAGAAGGACAGAUGGAAGUCCCUAAGGUCCAGCCUCUUAGGCAGAGUUUAACCAACAGGGGAUGCUGACUGUCACUGCUGCUGCUGCUGUCGCUCGGAUCGCUGAAGGGCUGGCCUUUGUUUUCUGGCAUCUAGUUCUACAAAAAAACAUGCUAAGUCCCCGCGAGCAAACUCACUCAAGAGCAGAUGGGGGACUUGUUUCCCACAGCUGACAGAUUGACUCGGAUUUUGUGAGAGACUGAAAUGUUCACUGAAGACACUUGAGAAAGAAUCCUCUACAGAUCCCAGCUCUGCACAUGAUUCAUCUUCUGGAAUUUCCAUGUGAAUCACAGCUCUGCACCUGGAUGGAGCUUUCUUUUGUGUGUGUGUGUUUUUUAUUUGGUUGAACAUUUGCUGCUAAUGGGACUUGCCCAGCUGAGUGCUGGCUCUGAGGAAGCCCAUGUUUCUUUGUUAACUUAAAUGAAAAAGGGAGAGGAGGGAGGGGAGAAAACCUUCCAUGUAGAUCCCCGCUCCAGCCCCGUGGUAUCGCCAGGAGGGGUAAGACUGGUUGAAUGCUGACUCUGGACUUUGUUUCCCCUUAGUGUGUGCUGUGUUUUGAAUUCCUCUCCUCCCUCUUCCUGCAAGAUUUUGAGUUGGCUGCUGGUUAGCAAACUCCUUUUUACCCAUAUAAGUUAUUUAAUAUAAUGAAGCUCAACACUGUG
This is a messenger RNA of Puma concolor (puma), 2147 nucleotides long. NCBI's taxonomy places the organism in Eukaryota, Metazoa, Chordata, Mammalia, Carnivora, Felidae. The record is from RefSeq and is a predicted model, not a curated record.